AUUGGAAUUAAGCAUGAGAUGAUUCGCAUUGCUUCAGAUAAUGAUAACACUAUCUAUGUUGAAACAUAAAAAAAAAAACCAGAAAAAGAAACACGUUAGUGGUACGAUUGUAUCUGAAUUGUUUUUGCUCGCCUCAACAGAAAGUAUAAAAGCAACUGCGACUUUGCUCAACCAAUGCUCUCUCCAAAUUUUUAUCUUUGUGAAUAAUAUAUAUACGAUAAUAACAAAAUGAUUGGAAUUGAUAACUACGUUGCUACUGGUUCAGUCAAGAGCGCUUGGAUUACUCUUUAUAUUCUUACCAUCAUCCUUGGUCUACUCUAUUCAGUUAAACCUCUUUUCACUGAUGAUUCAGACGUUGCUGAUGUUGAAGCCGGUGAUAAGCAAUCUUCUGGCGGUAUUAUGUCUAAGAUCGGUAGAGCAUACAACCUUGUCAAGGAUAAUGUACUUAUGCUUUUGAUUUCCCUUUCACUUAACGGUUUUGGUGCUGCUUCCACCAGAGCAUUAAGUAUUAUUUCUUGGAUCUAUUUUGCUCUUACCAUUGUUGCUGCCAUCGCCGUCAUGGUUAUUGACCAUAAGUUCAUUCGUGCAGGCUGUAACUUUGUCUUCUUUGUCCUUAUCCUGAUCGAAACGUCUCUUGCUUGGAAGCAAGGCUGGUAAAUAAUAACCUGUGCCUACCACUUCCUCCUCUUUUCUUUAUCACCGGUUAUUGUUCCAUAAGUGCACAACUGGUUAGAUACCUCCCGUUUAAACUACUCGCUACUUUAUUCUGUGUAAUUUCUCUUAAUAGUCUCUACUCAUACAAUUUAAUUCAAAAUAAUCUUAAUCUAAUAUCGAAACAGUCAUAAUG
This is a messenger RNA of Mycotypha africana, 847 nucleotides long. RefSeq lists its product as uncharacterized. The coding region runs from base 229 to 657 and encodes 142 amino acids. The transcript is spliced from 2 exons. NCBI's taxonomy places the organism in Eukaryota, Fungi, Mucoromycota, Mucoromycetes, Mucorales, Mycotyphaceae. The record is from RefSeq and is a predicted model, not a curated record.